This is a messenger RNA of Odontomachus brunneus, 2123 nucleotides long. RefSeq names its product probable tRNA (uracil-O(2)-)-methyltransferase. The coding region runs from base 39 to 1898 and encodes 619 amino acids. Gene Ontology annotation, biological process: tRNA methylation. The transcript is spliced from 2 exons. NCBI's taxonomy places the organism in Eukaryota, Metazoa, Arthropoda, Insecta, Hymenoptera, Formicidae. The record is from RefSeq and is a predicted model, not a curated record. Gene Ontology annotation, molecular function: tRNA (uridine) methyltransferase activity.
UAUAAUGUACAAGAUACAUAUUAGUAUUAGAUAGAACAAUGAACUUUGUACAGAUUGCUAAUGAAAGCACUAACAUCAGUGCUUUGCAGUUUUGGAAAGCCAUUUCCAUUUGGAUGAGAAAUCCUCAUGUCAUAAACCGCAGGAUCUUAAUAUCCCAUGAAUUAUUAGCAAUCGAAGUCAAUUGCAACAUUUCGAAUAUUUAUGAACAUAUUACCAAACUACAUAUACAACUUGGUGAUUUUGAGUGUGAUUUAUCUAUGGAAAGCCAAAGGUAUCUGUUGGAGAAAUUGGAUAUUGCAGAGUAUUGCCAAUCACUGGAACGUUUGAAUCAAAUCGAGACAUUAGAUGAUGAUAAAGUUUAUUUGUAUGUGAAGAAGUUAUUACCUCGCAAUACGCAAUUAUUUUCACCGACGUUGGAAUUUACGUUAGUCGACAAGAGACUUACCAGCGUCGCUAGCUUUCAUAAACGUAUUGUUCAAGACAAACAGCCUCUAGGUCCAAAUGCAGCCUACACAAUACAACACCACGAGUACGGCUCCACGUGUAUAAGUAUACAUAGAUUAGAGGACCGAGAUGACGACAAAAGCCGCGACUGGCUCAAGUCCAAGUUCUUACCACGUUUGAUCAAAUGGAUGAUGAAUGAAAACGACAACGUUGGUCCGAAAAUUAAAUCUCUCAGCCUCGUUUCCGCUGAGAAGUACACUUCGCUAUACAAUCGAUUGAAGGAGAAGUAUGGCACCGAAAUGGUGAAGGUGUGGCCCGAGAACACAGACCCGGCCAAGUUUGUUUACGAGGACGUCGCGAUUGCGACCUACCUGUUGCUGCUGUGGGAGAAGGAGAGAUUGGAGUUGGAUACGCAGAAGUUGCAAUCGUUCGUGGAUCUCGGUUGUGGUAAUGGACUUCUUGUCUAUAUACUGUCUAGCGAGGGUCACACAGGAAUGGGAAUCGACUUGCGCAAAAGGAAGAUCUGGGAUCUGUUUCCAGAAAGCACUCACCUGCAAGUCAGCACGAUUGUUCCGUCUUCCGACACUGUCUUUCCCGCCGUGGACUGGAUUAUAGGCAAUCACUCAGACGAGCUCACCCCGUGGAUUCCCGUGAUCGCUUCGCGCAGUUCCUACGAGUGCCGGUUCUUCCUGCUGCCCUGUUGUGCCUAUGAGUUUGACGGCAGGAAGUACCGGAGAUGCAAUACUGCUGAGAGUCAAUACUCCGAGUACAUGUCCUACGUUAGAAGCGUGUGCGAGGGUUGCGGCUUCCUCACGCAAGUGGACAGGCUGCGAAUUCCAUCGACAAAGCGGACCUGUUUCGUCGGAUGGCGGAGGAGCUAUGCGAGAGAGGAUAGCGCGGCGCUGGAUGCUGACAUCAAGAGAAUUAUAAAUGCGCGAUCAGCAACGACGACGACGAUGUCUCAGGCCGUGACCGAAGUAGCAGAAGACAACGAUCUGUGGUCCGCGAGCUUCAAGCCGCGUAGCUCGACGGAACGAACGCGAAAUUGCACGCAGCUGGACAAGGAACUGGUUCUGAACAUUGUCAACGUGGUUGCGGCGCACCUGUUGCGCACGGAGUGCAGGAUACAGUUGGAGCGGAGACCCGGCGAAACGUGGAACGCCGGCCGACAGAUCGACAUCGGCGAGGUGGCGAAGUUGAUAGCACCUGAGAUGUUGCAGCAACUGCGAAACGAGUGCGGAGGCCUGCAAACUUUAUUAAAAAACCACAGUCACAUCUUCUAUGUAGCGCAAGGAAAGGUGCAGUUCAGAAUUCCGGGUAGUAACGUCGUUGGUAAGAAGAGAAGGAGAAGGAACAGUGACGCGCCUGCGAGAAAAGUGAAACCUUGCUGGUUCUACAAGAAUCAUCCCGACGGCUGUCCCGCUCUCGAGAUCGACUGCGACUUCCAGCAUUGAGUUCCUUUGUUGUUCGUUAAGUUCGUUAUGUACGUCGGAAAAGAUUAUAGUCUCAAGUUCAUGGCAGUGUAUAUAACAACGUGUUUUUAUUUUAAAUAAUUGCGAAUGUCGUUUGUGUGUCAGCAUUAAAGUAAAAAGUAUGCGCGUUACUGGCUCGAAACGCACAAUCAGCGAAUUGUAUCGAUUUGUGGGUUGACAAAUAGAAAAUGUAAUAACAAUAGUGAA